AUGUGGUGGAUGUACCAGCAUACUAUUGUGUCUGCCGCACCUGCCUGUGGUGUUCAUGUUGCGAUCAGAAGUCAUGUACAAGCUCUGUGGCAACUUUUGUAUUUUUCGCGCCGUUCUAACGAAGCUACAGCGAUCCCAGUAUUUUCCUUCCUUUUUUCGUUGACAUAA
Messenger RNA from Microbotryum saponariae, 168 nucleotides. Lineage: Eukaryota; Fungi; Basidiomycota; Microbotryomycetes; Microbotryales; Microbotryaceae. The record is from the annotation of a GenBank genome assembly.